This is a messenger RNA of Homalodisca vitripennis (glassy-winged sharpshooter), 1470 nucleotides long. RefSeq lists its product as uncharacterized. Lineage: Eukaryota; Metazoa; Arthropoda; Insecta; Hemiptera; Cicadellidae. Gene Ontology annotation, molecular function: zinc ion binding; nucleic acid binding. Bases 1 to 1470 code for a protein of 489 amino acids. The record is from RefSeq and is a predicted model, not a curated record. The transcript has a single exon.
AUGCCCGUUCCCGGUCAAUCGGCCCGCACUACUCAACACGAUGCGCUGGUAUACAACUUUAUGGCUACAUCAAACCCCCCCGCAGGGCAAACUAGAGUUGUAGAAAGAGACCUUUACGAUCCGGACAGAAAGCGCGGUCACGCUAGCGAUUCUGACGAAACGUCGACAGAAGUUGAAACCAAGCAACGGAAAACAGAAGAACCUCACAGUGAAGAACUUGACAAUGCCAUCCCCACACCAUUAUUCCUAAUAAUAAGCCACAAGGAAGAAGGCAAGUCUUUGAGCAAGAUCAGUCCCUUCAUUAUAAAUAAGGCCCUUGUCAACACAGCAGGACAACCAAAGUCAAUCAGAAAGUUGAGAAACGGAACAAUUUUGGUGGAGGCUGCGAAUUGCGGUCAAGCCAAGAAGCUCCUGCAAAUGCAACGUUUCUUUGACCAGGUCGAGAUCAAUGUCAAACCACAUCCUUCUCUAAACUCCUCUAAGGGAAUUGUUUUUAGCCGUGAUCUCAUCGAUUGCAGUGAAGAUGAGCUCAGAGAAGAGUUGCAUUAUUCGAUGGUAACGGACGUGGUUAGGAUAUUUAGGACUGAGAACGGUCAAAAGGUUCCCACAGCUGGAUUGAUAUUGACUUUUGCUAUGCCUCAGCCCCCGUCUACUAUAAAGGCCGGAUACCUGUCCUUGGCAGUAAGACCUUAUUUUAAAAACCCUCAGAGGUGCUUUAGGUGCCAAAGGUUUGGGCAUUCUAGCAAGGUGUGCACCAAUUCAGAGACUUGCUCUCGUUGCGCCACAGAGGGCCAUAACGAGGAAGGCUGUAAAAACGACAUCCAGUGUGUAAACUGCAAAGGGAAACACCUAUCAUCCUCUAGAGAAUGCAAAGUAUAUUUAGAGGAAAAAGAAAUUCUUAAGAUAGUGACCCUCGAUAAACUUUCCUUCAACGAGGCUCGCAGGGAGUAUAGGAGAAGGGUUGCCCCUACUCCCAAAAAGGGAGUAUCCUACUCUGAAGCCGCUGCUGCCCCGGUCCAUCCUACCCAAUGUUCAUCCUGCUCAGUUUUGGAGGGUAUGCUCCGAACUCUAACCGAGCAGGUUGCCACUCUUGUGCAACAGCUUGCUGCCGUUGGAGGAGGGCAUUCUUUAUCGUCGCCAACAAUAUCUACUCAAAAGGCCCUUACAACCGGCUCAAAGCAGAAUCAGCCCCAAACAUAUUCAGCAGUCGCAUCACAUUCCAAAGACAGAUCGCAACAGAACAUAAAACCACAGUUAUCCUUGGAAGAAAAAAGACAGAUUUCGUCCAAGCUCAAAGCGUCGAUUCAGAAAAAAGUAGACAAUAGGACGAAGGUGCCGGUAAGAAAUUCACCCUCAUCUAAAUCCUCUCUACAGUCAAUUCCUGACGAAGAUAUGAUCGAUGACCCUUUGCAGUUGCAGUCGGAGUUUCCAGACAGUUCAGGGAACCUUCCGCCCAACUGCAAACCAUAA